UACAGUUAGUAAGCUUACAGCUGCAAUCAUACACUUAGUAAAAUUAAACUUGUGUUAAGCAAGCAUAUGAAUUUAGAUUCACAUCAGGCUCACUGACUGUCAAUGUUUUCAGUUCUGUUUUUAUGUUCUUGGGUAAUGUGCCAUAUUUAACUAUUCGUAAAGGCAGUUUGUAGGCAGUAUCAGUCUACUUUACUUAAUGAUAGGAAUUUCUUGGAAUGUCGGCGACACAUCAAUGAAAAGAGGAAAUAUGUGCCAAGCCAGUCUUCAGCAAGUUGAAACGAAGGAUAUUAUCUUAUUCGUAAAAGAUAACAUGUCUUGCGAUAAUUUCAAUGAUGUUAGAAGUACUUAAGUCCAAGAUUAAUGAGUUCAAAUUUUCCUAGAGAGUAAACAGGAAGUUGCAUGCAUGGCUCCAGCAUUGUUUCUAACAUUAGGAUUAGUAAAAAAGGCAGUUUGACUAAUAUAGUAGAACACAACGUUGUGGCGAUCUACUUUAGUAAGUUUUUGUCUUAAGUUAUUUUUGUAUACACAUGUAUCAUAAAUAUACAUAAGACAAAACAAAGUACAGUUGUUUUUCAUGUAUGUGAUAUCCAUAUACCUGUUGCACUUAUUUGAAAAGUAAUCAUGAAGUUGUGUUAUAUGCAGAUGGUUACUAAUUGAUUCAUUUUUGUUAAAACAUAGUUCAUUUUUAAAUGAAUAAUGACUGUAUCGGGACAGUGAACUCAUUCUUCACCAGUUAUGCCGGUGCUAUGUAGAAGGCAGCUGCUUAAAAAUUUUAACCUAGCCACCGUAUAACACUAUAACUGUUCAGUGUAUAUAGUUAAGUUAUUAAGUUUAUGUAAAUAUAAUGCACGCAAAUAAACAGUCCAGGAAGUUUCCUGAAUAAACUUAAUCAAUGCUAACAAGUGAGUUAUUAAUGCAACAUUACUGUUUUACCGCCAGGGUUUUAUCCUUUGUUUAUUUUUUCUAGGGAUAGUCACUGAUUGGUAAUUCAUAAAAGUAGUGGGCCAGUCAGGAAGCAGCGUUCUAUGAUUGAUACUAGAGAGAUUUCCAUGAAUUGUGCUAUUAGGAAGCAUGCUUAUCUUUUGUAAUUGCUUGCCAAGCAUUAGAAGCAUGCUGUGAACAAGCUGUUUAGUAAACUGUUGAUCCGCUUUGGUUGUACUCGGUGCCAAUCUUUCGAUGAGAGAGCUAUAGAAUGGGUAAUAAGUGCAGCACUUUCUUUAAGAGGUGUCCAUGUUUUGGUGGAGAAAAUAAGGAUGAGGAAACGGAGCCAUUGUUAAAACCAGAGUCAUCAGUUGCACGUUCAGCAUUCAAAAAUCCGAAGUCCGUUCGUUCAAUACUCGGCACUCCAAGCCCAAGGAAGUGGUCAAGCUGCACAGAUAUAUCUGCUCCAAUUAUUACUCCAAGUUCAACAAAUUCACUGCAAAGUUUAAACAAUGCAAGUCGCUCAAAGUCUCGUUCAUCAAGCCCUUUGCUAUUUUCUCCUCAUCACAAUGCCAAGAAACCAAAUCAACAGCCAGGUGUUGCUUCAGCUGAUGUUACCAACACUUCACCACCUGUGCAUGGCACCCUUACAAAACAGAACCACAGCCUUGACAUUGCAAAUACUCCCGAUACUGUGGCAAAGGAGGUAUUAGUUAGUCACACACAAUCUUUAAGGUCUUUGAACAACUUUACACCUUAUCAAGAUACUGAUGAUACGUCGUCUCUUUAUACUCGUCCAUCAUUAUCAUCAACUGGAACAUUUGAAUCACAAGAUUACGACAACAUUAGUUUACUAAGUUCUUCUUCUGACGCAGAUGUCCCGACCAAGCGACAUCGAACAGCCAUGGAGCUUCUGCAAACUGAAACAACUUAUCUCAGAAAUCUAAACACCAUUAUAAAGGUAUACAAAGAACCUCUGCAGAAAGCAGCAGAUGAAGGAAAACCUCUUCUUGCUCCUGAGGACAUCCGGAAUGCUUUUGGAGGAAUAGACGACAUUGCGAAGCUGCAUGCUUGCAUUCAUCAAGACCUCAGUGAAAUGAUUGAUAACUGGGAGGAGGAUUGUUGCAUAGCUCACAUCUUCACUAAAUACAGGGAGCAAUUACUUAAGGUUUACCCACCAUAUGUGAACUACUUUGAUAUGGGGAAAGAAAUACUGAUGAAGCAAGAGAAAGCAAAUCCUGAGCUCAGUGAAUUCUUCCUUGCUUGUUUCCAUGAACCACAGAGCUUAAAGCAACCACUCAAUGCGCUGCUUAUUCGACCUGUACAGCGGCUUCCCAGUAUUUCCCUGUUAAUAAACGAUUUGCACAAGCGAACUGAUGAUGGGCUAAGAGACAAAACUGAAUUGGAAGAAGCAAAGAAAGUUUUAAAACAAGUCCUGUCGCAUAUUAAUGAAGACAAACGGAAGACUGAAGGAAAAAUGAAAAUCUUUGACAUUGUUUAUGAGGUUGAUGGCUGCCCCGUAGAAGUUGUAUCGUCAAACAGACUGUUUGUAUCACGUAUAGAUGUUGCUACACUCACUGAUGGUCUGUAUCGAAGUGGUGAAAGGUUGGCUCUUUAUCUUUUAACUGAUGUUCUUGAAGUUGCAAAGUGGAGGAACAGAUCUCAUGGAAAGGCAGCCCCACUACUUAAACACAUCCAGUUACUGCCAUUAAGUAACAUCAUAAGCAUCUGGGAUGUUCAGGAUAAUGAUGAAUGUAAAAAUCUGUUCGCUGUCAAGUACAAAAGCCAGGGAAAUGCAAUUAUUGAUAGCAGUGUGAAUGGACAGGAAGAAAAAAUGUCAGUGCUACAACUUCUUGAUGAUAGAACAUUCAAAUCCAAAUGGUUGAACGCACUCACUGCACAAAUAGCCGAGGUGAAACAGGAAAAAGUAGAGAGUGUAAUGAAGCAAGUUGAACCUAUGGAACUUGCAAGCCACGUCAAGAAAGGUUCAAAAAUACUAAAGAAACUGACACGCGUGAAGCCAAAAGCUGAAUAAAUAAAUAUCUUCUAUGUACAACAUGUAGCAAUCAACCUGCUGCUAAUUUUAGGUAUUUUUCUGUCCUUAUCAUAACAGGAAAACAAAACAACUUAUUCAAUUGCCUUCAGUUGGUUAACUUGAUUCUAUAAGUGCAGUAAACCUUCUGCUGUAGUAUUUGAAUUUUUUGUAGUACUUUGCUUGAUCAUUGCAAGUUUUGUGUGGCAUACAACGCAAUAAUAGAUAUUGUUUACUUCCAUAAGAGAUUACUGGGUAGUCCUCAAUGAAUUGUGCUAAAUUUAAAUGGUGUGUAUGUCGUACCAUUUUAUAUCUCGUAUUAUAGUGGCACUUAAUUUUUCAUUAAUUUGUGACCUCGUUCCAAUAGUUGUUCAAUUUGCGCUGAUAUACAAUAUAUCACUGAUGUAGUUGUCAUAUGGUGUGUACGCUACUUACACAUGCAAUUAUUUCAAGCUGCUCUGUUGCAUGGCUACUUUUGUAAAUUCGACAGCAGUCCUGUAUGUUGCAUUUUGUGUCUUUUAUGUACUGCCGUACUUAAGCCUGGAAAGUUAGACUGUGACUAUAUGCUUCAGGUGAUCAUAGGCUUGAACUGUUACUGGUGGUAAUCAUGCUUACACAUUUACAUUCUUCAAUUCAUUUGCGUCGCUUUUGUGAUGUAUAAAAUAUACAAAAUAUUUGCA
This is a messenger RNA of Ciona intestinalis (vase tunicate), 3633 nucleotides long. RefSeq names its product protein ECT2-like. Gene Ontology annotation, molecular function: guanyl-nucleotide exchange factor activity; GTPase activator activity. Gene Ontology annotation, cellular component: cell cortex; nucleus. The record is from RefSeq and is a predicted model, not a curated record. NCBI's taxonomy places the organism in Eukaryota, Metazoa, Chordata, Ascidiacea, Phlebobranchia, Cionidae. Gene Ontology annotation, biological process: nervous system development; intracellular signal transduction; activation of GTPase activity.